Messenger RNA from Helianthus annuus (common sunflower), 1939 nucleotides. RefSeq lists its product as uncharacterized. Gene Ontology annotation, molecular function: sulfotransferase activity. The transcript has 6 exons. Bases 690 to 1718 code for a protein of 342 amino acids. The record is from RefSeq and is a predicted model, not a curated record. Lineage: Eukaryota; Viridiplantae; Streptophyta; Magnoliopsida; Asterales; Asteraceae.
UAGAGGUAAGGUUGUCUACAUCUUACCCUUCUUAGACCCUAUCUUAGCUUUGCUAUUGGUGAGAUUUACUGGGUAUGAUGAUUAGUUUUCUACACCUAAAUACCACCUAAUUUUAUACCUGCAAGGAUUUAAACUCACGUCACUUUUUUAAAGCGCAAACAAUACAUCGUACCAUUAGACACUAGGUCAUGGAUGAGCGGCUCUUUGAUCACGUGUUACACGCUUUAAAUCCCAACUAACAAAAUGGGUGCAAUCUGUAAUGUUUUGAAACCUAAAGGGGUCUGUCUGAAACUCUACAAACAUUUAACACAUCACCAACAGUAGUCAUUCUACAAACAUAGUAUUUAACACAUCACCAACAGUAGUCAUACAAAUUAAAACACGGGUAGUCUGUCGGUAUCACGAAAAGUUCCCCAAAAUGAGUCAAACUAUUCAAAAAUCUUCCAGUAUACACGCGAAUUUGUGCCAAAUUUAUCAGAUUCUGCCGUAUGGGUACGAAAAAUAAUCCGAUUUUAUAGACAAAAUCCUAAAAAAAUUAAGAAUUUUGAUCUUGAAAAGGGGUGCACACCAACUGUUUGUUAAAAAUCCUAUCUUUCUAUGAUCUUCACAAGAUCACAGCUCAGUUAGGUAUGCUCGUGAUUCAGUGUCAUAAAGAAGUGAAGAACACAAGAUCUUGUGAAAUCACUUAAAUGGCUGAAAGUAUGGUGUUCUUUAGUAAGGAUGUUCUCAUAAUCAAACCUCCAAAGAAGUCUGCAGUGGUAUUAAGACUGAUUGUAUUUACAUUUUCAAUGGUGUUUGGUGUUUAUGUAUGUUCCAUCUGUUUUAAGCAAAUAAAUAUUCAAACCAAGAACAUGUUUCUCGACAAUGAAGUAAUCGAAAGGCCCUGUUGCAACGCCAUCGUUGAUCGAUCACAAAUCCCCUUCUUGCAUUACCCAAAGCCCAAAACUUUCGAUAGGUUGGAAUGUGCAGGGAAUCCUGUGCGUUUGUUUGCGAUUUUGUCCAUGCAAAGAUCAGGGAGUGGGUGGUUCGAGACUUUAUUAAAUAGUCAUGUAAAUGUCAGCUCUCAUGGUGAAAUUUUUGGUCCAAAGAUUAGAAGGGAAAACAUUUCAUCGAUUAUUAAAACGCUUGAUAGCGUUUACAAUUUGGAUUGGUUUACUAGUUCUUCCAAGAAUGAGUGUUCUGCUGCAAUUGGAUUCAAAUGGAUGCUCAAUCAGGGUCUAAUGGAACACCCUGAAGAAAUCAAAGACUACUUCAACGAUAAAGGCGUAUCCAUUAUAUUUCUUUUAAGACGAAAUGUGCUUCGUAGAUUGGUUUCCAUGCUUGCAAAUUCGUAUGAUAAAGGUGCCAAAGUUUUAAAUGGUGUCCAUGUGUCUCAUGUCCACUCACACGAAGAGGCUUCGGCACUUUCUAAAUACAAACCUACAAUCAACAUAUCAUCACUCGCGUUGGAUUUAAGAGAAAUGGAAGCAACUGCUAUGAAAGCACUUGAGUACUUCAAUAGCACCAGGCACAUGAUUCUCUACUAUGAAGAUCUUAUCAAGAACCCUUCGAAACUGAUGGAAGUUCAAGAUUUUCUGAAGCUUCCGCGUAUGAAGUUGACUAGCCGGCAAGUCAAGAUACAUAAAGGGCCAUUGUCGGAACACAUCAAGAAUUGGGGCGAUGUUAAUAGGACUCUUUACGGAACAACUUAUGAAAAGUUUCUUCAAGCCGACUAUUGAUUUGUACGAUGUAAAAAUGUUGGUAGAGUCGGGUGGUUUGUCUACCGAAGGAUCAAGACAGGAAAAACGACAUUUUGAGUUUGUUGUCGCUUGUUGUAGGUUACCUAGGUUUUUCAUGUAGUUUAUAGGUAUUCAUGUUGCUAGCUUAGGCCAUUUGUUAGAAGUGCAAAUAAGCUUGUAUGUAAACAUGAUUCUCUUUUAUUUUCUUUGGUUCAUUGUCC